Toxotes jaculatrix (banded archerfish) is the source of this 1613-nucleotide messenger RNA. RefSeq names its product urotensin 1 (gene ucn1). Gene Ontology annotation, molecular function: hormone activity. The record is from RefSeq and is a predicted model, not a curated record. NCBI's taxonomy places the organism in Eukaryota, Metazoa, Chordata, Actinopteri, Toxotidae. The transcript has 2 exons. Bases 119 to 556 code for a protein of 145 amino acids. Gene Ontology annotation, cellular component: extracellular region.
AUAAAACCCUGCGUCCUCUCCCGCCGCUGAUCACUGGGACUUUUCAGACUCGUCUCCGACCUGAAAUCUCACCGGUCGACCACAAAGUUCAGCUGCAGCACCUGGAGAAAAUAAAGACAUGAAGCCAGUCCCCCUGCUCCUGCUCCUCUCCUCCGUCCUCCUCUCAUCACACCUCCGCCCCGCCGCCGGCAGACCGCGCACCUUCCCCGGCUGGCUGGAUGGCAGCGGUCGCCUCCAGACGCAGCAAAUGGACGAAGUGCUCCUCAGAGCGGCCGCGGCCGGGGACAGCACCGCCUCUGAUCUAGUGGGCGACAGCAUCCUGAGGUUUCUCCAGAGGAGGAACCCGGGACAUCUCCACCUGCUGCCAACGGAGGAGGAGAGCGAGGACGAGGCAGUGAGGACGGCGGCGCAGCUGCUGAAACGGAGCGAAGAGCCGCCGCUGUCCAUCGACCUGACCUUCCACCUGCUGAGGAAUAUGAUCCAGAUGGCCAAGAUGGAGAGCCAGAGGGAGCAGGCUCAGCUCAACCGCAAAGUGCUCGACGAGGUCGGGAAGUAAAUGCUCUAUUUUUUUUUUUUUUGAAUGCCUCGUUAAAACAGCUCAACCGCUGUCUCAGUAUUUAAGACCUCUGACAUUAGUUCUUGUUUGUGCGCCUGCCCUUCUCUCCGCAUCAUUUUACGCACAGAUGGUGCCAAAUUACGCACCACAGCAUACGCGAGUAAAAUGUAAAUCUUUAAGUGUUAUUUCAAGACCUGGAAAAUAUGGAAACUGACAGACCCCUCCUCGUCCCCCGUUCAUUGUCCACUGGCCUCACCCCUUCCCUCACCCGUCAAACCCGCAAUCCCUUCAACACUGGACUUAUGGUGGACAAAAGGGAAACUGUGGCAUCACUGGAUUUCACGCCAAGUGUCAUUAUCACGUGUUGCUGAAUUGGACUGUUUGAUCUGGAACUCAGCAAUCAAGUAUAAAAAGUUGUUUCUCUGGUUCAUGUGAACGUUUUACGUUUUAGGAGAAGGUGUGGGUUCUCAGAAACCUGUUUCACACAAUAUCCCUAAACAAACGUUCCAUUCUUUAUUUAACUUACAUUAGACCAAUUCUAUAAAUGUACAUGAGCCGAUCUCAUAAUGAUGCAGAGUAGAGAUUCAGAAUGAAACCUUUUCAGACUUAUUCUGAGCUGCAGGAAAGUUCUCUGGAAGUUUUUCUUGAUGUCUUUGAAGCCUAAAGUUAAGCUGAGGACAACUAGAAAACCAUAUUUGUUGUGACUCCAGCCACCAUUAGCCUGAGAUCUGAUAUCAGGAGACUUAAAUAUUCAAAAACCCCCCUGUUGUCUCUCCGGUUCAGUUCUGUGUCUCUUUCUUUUAUAUCCACUCGGCCAGACUUGGUAGAUGGAUUGUAUUAGUUUCAAAACAGAGCAGAGGCUGCAGGAAAGACAAAGGACACUGUAUGUUCUCUCCUUUGUCAAAGCAUCAGCUCUCACCUUCCUUUUGUCCUCCUUCUGUCCUUUGUUUUAAGCGGGAACACUAUCACCUGUACUGUAUCGACUGUAGCAUGCUAACCAACAACAAAAAGAACAAAAAAAAGCUUUAUUUUACUGUAAACAUUAACGUCUCACACU